Messenger RNA from Meriones unguiculatus (Mongolian gerbil), 2267 nucleotides. Its product is annotated as cytochrome P450 4B1. Gene Ontology annotation, molecular function: monooxygenase activity; heme binding; oxidoreductase activity, acting on paired donors, with incorporation or reduction of molecular oxygen. The transcript is spliced from 12 exons. The record is from RefSeq and is a predicted model, not a curated record. Lineage: Eukaryota; Metazoa; Chordata; Mammalia; Rodentia; Muridae. Bases 49 to 1584 code for a protein of 511 amino acids.
GUCAGCUGGAGGCAGUCUGGAGCCCAGGCCUUCCUUGCAAGUUUAGCCAUGGCCCUCAGCCUCCUCUCCCCGAGCCUGUCCCGCUUGGGUGUGUGGGCUUCCAUACUCGUCCUGAUCAUAGGCGUCCUCAAGCUCCUCAAGCUGCUGUUUCGGAGGCAGAAGCUGGCCAAAGCUUUGGACAACUUUCCAGGGCCUCCCACCCACUGGCUCUUUGGUCAUGCCCUUGAGAUCCAGAAGUUAGGAAGCCUGGACAAGGUGGUAUCCUGGUCCCAACAGUUCCCUUAUGCCCACCCACUCUGGCUUGGACAAUUCAUUGGUUUCCUGAACAUCUAUGAGCCUGACUAUGCCAAAGCUGUAUACAGCCGUGGGGACCCAAAGGCCCCAGAUGUGUAUGACUUCUUCCUCCAGUGGAUCGGGAAAGGAUUGCUGGUUCUGGAUGGGCCCAAAUGGUUCCAGCACCGCAAGCUGCUCACACCUGGCUUCCAUUAUGAUGUGCUGAAGCCUUAUGUGGCCAUAUUUGCCGAGUCCACAAAUGUCAUGCUGGACAAGUGGGAGAAAAAAGCUAGGGAAAACAAGAGCUUUGACAUCUUCUGUGAUGUGGGCCACAUGGCGUUGGACACCCUCAUGAAGUGCACCUUCGGCAAAGGAGACAGUGGCCUGGGGCAAAGCGACAACAGCUACUACCUGGCAGUCAGUGACCUCACACUGCUGAUGCAGCAGCGCGUUGAAUCCUUCCAGUACCAUAAUGACUUCAUUUACUGGUGCACUCCACAUGGCCGCCGCUUCCUGCGGGCCUGCCAGAUAGCCCAUGACCAUACAGAUCAGGUCAUCAGGCAGCGCAAGGCAGCCCUACAGGACGAGAAGGAGCAGAAAAAGAUCCACCAGCGGAAGCAUCUGGACUUUCUGGACAUUCUCCUGGGUGCUCGGGAUGAAAGUGGGAUCAAGCUGUCAGAUGCAGACCUCCGGGCUGAAGUGGACACGUUCAUGUUUGAAGGUCACGACACCACCACUAGUGGUAUCUCGUGGUUUCUCUACUGCAUGGCCCUCUACCCUGAACACCAGCAGCGAUGCAGGGAGGAGGUUCGAGAGAUCCUAGGAGACCAGGACUCCUUCCAGUGGGAUGAUCUGGCCAAGAUGACCUACCUGACCAUGUGUAUCAAGGAGUGCUUCCGCCUCUACCCUCCUGUGCCCCAAGUGUACCGCCAGCUCAACAAGCCGGUCACCUUUGUGGAUGGCCGCUCUCUACCUGCAGGAAGCCUGAUCUCUCUGCACAUCUAUGCCCUCCAUAGGAACAGUGCUGUGUGGCCUGAACCAGAGGUCUUUGAUCCACUGCGCUUUUCUCCUGAGAACAUGACAGGACGUCACCCCUUUGCCUUCAUGCCCUUUUCUGCAGGGCCCAGGAAUUGUAUUGGACAGCAAUUUGCCAUGAAUGAGAUGAAGGUGGUCACAGCCCUUUGUUUGCUGCGCUUUGAAUUCUCUCUGGAUCCCUCAAAGUUGCCCAUCAAGCUCCCCCAGCUAAUCCUGCGCUCCCAAAAUGGCAUCCACCUCCACCUGAAGCCACUGGGAUCUGGGUCCAGAAAGUAGGUCUUCAGAGAACAAGGCCUGGACAGCACAGCCUGUGGCUUUUCCUAGGACAUUGCCCUCCUACGCUGAAUGUGAGUCUUCAUGGAUACCUGCCUUUUGGAGGCUGAUGGAUGUGAGAGCAUUGGCACCAACAGUCUCCUGGAAGACAUUCCCUUGUAAACAUGUGUGUCUAAUGAUUCAGUGCCUGGACUGUAGAACUCAUUCCUUUAAUCCACAAACAUUUGCUGACAUCUGGAUGUCUUGAGAAAUUUCAUUUAUUUCUCAUAAUCGUAUGUCUUUCUAAAACAAACAACAAACAAAACCCAGCACUUGGGAGGGAGAAGUAGGCAGAGUUCUGUGAGUUUGAGGCCAGCAUGGUCACUCUUGAGGGAAAAAUGAGUUCCAGGACACAGUGAAACCUGUUCCAAAAAAUCAAAACCAAAUCAAACCAAACCAACCAACCAAAUAAAGAACCCAAACCAAAUAAAAAAUCAGAAACAUACAUUUCAGCCCUUAGUGAAGACAAUGGAAAUGUUGCCUUGAGAUUUGUCAAGGAGGGAUGGCUUGGAUAGGUGGCCCUUCAGUGACAUGUUUUUUGUUUGUUUGUUUUUAACCAUCUCUGUGUGUAUUUAGAAUCUAAUGGACAUAAAGAAAAAUUGCUUAAACUAAAUUUGUACAAAAUAAACGUUAAUUUUUAAAGCAAA